AUGAGUACAGAGGAAAAGAAAAGUAGAAAAUCAGUAGCAAGAAGAGCAUUACCAAAAAAUAUAUUAGAGUCACCACUAAUAAGUAGUGCCGAUCCAGUUGGUACUACAAAUACAGCACCUUCACCAGUUGCUUUGUUUAAAAAUUUAGAUUUCUCAUUGUUUGGAAGUAUUAAAUCAGAACCACAAUCAAACUCAACAGUCACAACCUCUACCAGUACAACUACCACAACCACCACUACAAUUACUACAACAUCGAAUGGAGUACCACCAAUAAACUCACCAAAUACAAUACCUGCAAUACAAGAAACCAACUCUAACAAUCAUAAUAACACAAGUUUAAGUAAACCAAAUACACCACACACAAAAUCCGAAAAUAAUAUAACAAAUAAAGAUUCAAAUCAUCUUCCAAAAAUAUCGCUUGAAGAUGAUUCACCAAUAAUACAACCAUCCUCAAUAAAUGGUAUUACCGAUAAUAGAGAAGAUACGCAUCACGACAAUAGUAGCAGCAGUAUUACGAACAAUAAAAUUAAACAAGAAAAACCAGAAAUUAUUAAAACAGCUAGGCAACUAGAGAAAGAAAAACAAGAAAAAGAAAAGUUAGAAAAAGAGAAAUUAGAAAAGGAAAGAUUAGAAAAAGAAAGACAAGAAAAUGAAAGAAAAGAAAAAGAGAAACAAGAACAAGAAAAAGAAAAGCAAGAGUCUAUUGAGGAACCUCCACAGCCUACCGAGAAAUCAUCAAAAAGAUCAUCAUCAUCAUCAACAUCAUCAUUAUCAUCAACCAUCUCACCAACUACAAAUUCAGCAGCUUCAACCACAUCGACUAUUGGUACUCCAAGAAAAGGUUUUGCUAAAGGCAAAGGCAAACCAGCAGCACAACAACCACUAUCACAAACAGAACCGUUAGCAAAAGAUAAGCAUUCAGAAACUAAAGAAAUAAUACAAAAGCCAACAUCAAAGAAAGCAGCAAUCGAAAAGAAAUCGACUAUAGAUGACGAAGAAGAGGAAGACGAUGAAGAGGGCGAAGAAGAGGACGACGAGGAAGAAGAGUCUGUAAUUAGAUGUAUUUGUAAUAACAAUGUAGAUCAUGGUCUUAUGGUUCAAUGUGAAACUUGUGAUAAAUGGCAACAUAGUAUUUGUUAUGGCAUCAAGCAAGAAAGUAAUUUACCAAAACAUUUUUAUUGUGAAUUAUGUGAAAAUAAGACUAUGGAUUGUGUUUGUGGCAAGAAAGAAUCCAAUGUAAAGAUAAUUCAAUGUUUAUCCUGUAAUAAUUGGAGUCACCUUACAUGUGUAUCAAAGAAUCUUAGAGAUAUACCAGAUCCAUUCACAUGUGCAACUUGUGAAAAAUCUGAUAAUUUAGAAAAUAAUCUUAUCGACUCCGAAGAGACUCGUGCUACACCAAAUAAACCAGGAAAGAAAAGAAAAUCAAUUAAUUCUAUGGGUAAUAGGAGAAAGAAACCAAAUGUAUCAAGUACACCAGCCUCACCAGUUGCAGUUGGCAAAAAGCCACCAUCGACUCCAUCCACCACUCCACCAAUGUCUGAUGAAUCAUUAGAAUCAAUUUUAAGCUCAAACAAUAAUAGCGCAACAACUCCAACUCAAUCAUCCACCACUUUAACAACUACUUUAUUAUCUUCAUCAUCUACUCAAUCAUCAAGCACACCAAAAAUUAAAUCAGACUCACUCUUUGAUGACCAACAGGUUACAGCAGAUAGUGGUAAAAACACACCAAUUUUAGAAGCAGAUUCACAAAAUGGCCCACCAUCAUUAUUAAAAGAUUUUGACCAAAACAGCAAAGAUAUGAAAUUUAUUGAGGAUUUACUUUCAGUAGAUUCUAUUGCUUCAACCCUAAACUCAAUUCCUGAAGAAUCAGAAUCACCUUAUUUAGAACAAGCAUUAGAACUAUUUUCAUUUUUGGAUUUAAAUUUAAUUAAAAGUGAUUUAAUUGAUGAUUAUUGCAAAAGAAAAUAUAAUUUAAGUGAUGAAAAAUAUAAACAAGAUAUGAAAUUAUCAAAACAAUGUAUAAAUAACCUUACAAUAGACGACAAUAUAUUAUUCCAAAAGUAUUGCUUAUUAUUUAUUGAAGUACCAGUUAAACAAAAGAACAAUUUAAAGAAAGCAAUUUCAGUUUUAUUAGAAAUACCAGAGGAAAAAACCAAUCAAUACAUGAUCCAAUUUGCACACGAGCUUUCAAACCAAAUCAAAGAUGACAACAGCAAACUUUCAACUACACCAAUUAAAAUUGAAAAUAACGAAGAGCAACAACCUGAAAACAAUUUACAUUCACCAAAUUCAGAUAGUGGCUCAGAAGAUGAAAUGGAAAUUGAUGAAGAGGAUACAUUAGUAUGGUCUAAAGUUGGCUUAGAGAAUAGUUUCGAUAAAGAUUUUAUAGUACCAAAUGAUAUUCCAAAGUCUCUUACAUAUAAUGAAGCCCAAUAUGAAAAAGCUGGCACCGAUAGAAUAAUAUUGGGUAAAUUUAGAACAAAAAACAAAAAAUUCAAACAUCCACCACAAGAUCAACACCAACAAGAGCAACAAAAAAAAUCAAAUGAUCAAUUAUCAUCAGAGCAAAUUCAAAAAACUAUAUUAUCCAAGUAUGAUCAAGAUAUGAAUAAUUUUAUUGGAGAAUGUACAGGUUUAUUCCAAAAUUAUUUCUCAUCGAUAAAGAGUGAAUGGGCUAACCCAAAUAGUUUUCUCUUAAAUACAAUCAACUCAAAUAUAUUUUUAUUUAAUACAACUUAUCAAUCAUUAAAUGGUACUAAAAAUUUAAAACACGUAUAUAGUCCAAAAGAAAAAGAUCUCUGUAUAGAUUCUAGAUCUGGUUCAAUUUGUAAAUUUAUAAGAAGAUCAUGUUUACCAAAUUCAAAUAUAGUAUUUUCAAAUAAUAAUAAUAAUAAUAAUAAUAAUAAUAAUAAUAGUUUUAAAGCAUCAAUUUUUAAUUUAUAUAGUUUAGAAAAAAAUCAAGAGGUUACAAUUGACUUUGAUUAUCCAUUUAAAUGUUUAAAAAAUAGAAUUUAUUGUCCCUGUGGAACUUCAACAUGUUCUGUCUCGAUUUGGUUUAAUGAAAGAGCUUCAUUAGGUAUAAAAAUGUUAGAGAUGUUGGGUGAAACAGUUGAUCCAAAUUUAAAGAAACGAUCACUCGAAGAAAGUUCUUCAAAUGCUACUUCAAACUCCAAAGGUACUACUGGAAAGAGAAAGAGGAGACCAAAAUCAUUAGCUUUAGAAAUGGAUCCAAUAUUUUUACAAGGUGCUACUGUAGAUAGAUCAUUAAGGGAGGAAAGAAAAUUGCAAGCUAUCAUUCAAAAUAUUGAACAAUUAGAAAAGAAAGAAAAAGAAAAGAAUAGAAAACAACAAGCACAACAACAAACACAACAAAAUAAUUCAAACGAAAACUCACCAUCUUUAACCUCAACUGUAAAUAGCUCACCCAAAUCAACAAAUAAAAAGAAGAAAAUUAAAUCUGAAAGCGAUAAUGAUAUUGAUAUGGUCGAUAUAUCAAAAUCAAAGCAAAUCACCCAAAAUGGUUUAUCACCAAUUUUACAAUCAUCAUCAUUAAAAGAAAAAGAAAUAUCUUCUUCUUCCUCAUCAUCAUCUUCACCAACAUUAACAACAACUACUACAACAACAACUACAACGACAACAACAACCAAUAAUACCACAUCAGAAGAUGAACACAGCAAAUCUAAAUUCCUUGGAAAAAAAGCAUGGCUUCAAGAGUUUAAACAAAAAGAAAAAGACCUACCUAGUAUCAAAGAAGAAGAAGGAAGAAUUCUAACAGAUAACGAUAGCGACAGUUUACAAGAAGAGGAGGGCUCAAUUCCAAAUGAUGAACUUCCAACAACUCCAUCCAUUAGAGGUGUUUCUCCUAAAUCAGAUCAUCAUCAUUCAGACCAACAAAUGUCAUUAUCCAAAUCAUCAUCAGGUUAUCAACACGAUAGAGAUCAAAGACAUAGUAAUUAUACUCCAUCACACUCUCCAACCCAAUCACCAUCAAUGAAAGGUGGAUUAUCAUUCCGUGACCCAAUCGACCAACCAUAUCGUUUAUCACGUGAAAGAAGCGGUGAGCUAGGUGGAAGCGGUAAUAACUUGAGGGAAAGCAAUCGUGAUUUACCAGUCAGAGAUGGAAAUCGUGGUGAUAGAGAAAACUGGAACGAUAGAAGAGGCAAUGAACAUAUGAGAGAAAACUGGCAACUAUACAACGACAGAGAGGGCAACUUUGAUAGAAGAUUCGGUAGUGGUGGUAAUAAUAGAGGUUUUAAAGACGAUCAUUGGGAUAGUCCUCAUAGAAAAAGUGGUUGGGAUUCAAGUUUAAGAUUAUAUAACAACGAUAAAAAUAGAAUACCAUACAACGAGAGAGGUAACCCAAUUGAUAAAAGUGGUUGGGAUAGAAGACCUGUUAAUAGCGGUAGUUAUCCAAGAAAUGGUUUCUCACCAACCUUAUCAUCCUAUCAUGACGACUAUGAUAUGGAUGGUAAUGAAGGUAAACCAAAUGCCCCAAAUACCCCAUCAUCCUCAACCAAAUCACCUCAGCUCAACGAUUCUUUCAAUAAAUACAAUAACUUUUAUAACAAUCAAAGAAAUUCAAACUAUCAACAAAAUAGAUCAGGUAAUUCACCAACUCUUUCUGAUGAUUAUGAAGGUCAGCAAUGGAACAGAAAUAAACCCUAUUUUAAUAAAAGAAGAUAAUUUAUUUAUUAAAAAAAAUAAAAAAAAAGAAAAA
Molecule: messenger RNA, 4717 nt
Organism: Dictyostelium purpureum
Lineage: Eukaryota; Evosea; Eumycetozoa; Dictyosteliales; Dictyosteliaceae
Exons: 3
Coding region: 1-4683 (1560 amino acids)
Biological process (GO): regulation of transcription by RNA polymerase II
Cellular component (GO): NSL complex
Source: RefSeq, a predicted model, not a curated record